Grammomys surdaster is the source of this 5806-nucleotide messenger RNA. RefSeq names its product Rieske Fe-S domain containing (gene Rfesd). The coding region runs from base 592 to 1065 and encodes 157 amino acids. The record is from RefSeq and is a predicted model, not a curated record. Lineage: Eukaryota; Metazoa; Chordata; Mammalia; Rodentia; Muridae. Gene Ontology annotation, molecular function: 2 iron, 2 sulfur cluster binding. The transcript has 5 exons.
UGCGGCGGCUGCCAGCCGUUCAGUGUUCCCGCGUGUCUGAGCUGGGAACAUUUGGUCCCAGGGCUGGCGUUCAAUAAUGGCUCGGCCUCCGGAAACAGCCUCAGUGUACUGUUCACCUUGACAGUUGAGCCGCAACCGGGACAUGCAGCCAUUUAAAUACGCUUUCCCGCACUUGCGCACGUAAAGUAUGAAAGCUAAUCCUUCUGAUGUCCCACGCACCCCGAAUGUUUUUCUGGGAUGGCCGUCGGGACUGCUCCCGGUUGCUGUGCUGUCCCUGGCGCCGCCCAGUCUAGCAGCUGCGGGCUGUCUUAGCAAAUAAAGCUGGCGUUAGAACUGCGGAAGUCAUGGAGGUGGCUACCCAUCUAGUGUUUCCUGAGGGUGCACCCAGCAGUACAUAGUAGAGCAGCGUUAACGUGGUUUUCGUCUGCACACCCUACGAUACAGGCCGCUUAUGAAGCAUUCCGGGAUUCAGACCCAGCCUAAAAGCAAGAGUGUCACCCUGGAGAUAAGUAUUGUGAUAAUGUGUGGGCCAAGUGCCCACUCUUGGUAAGAGCCCCUUAGUCAUUGCUCAAGAGGAGUGACACUUAAGUCAUGGACCCUGAAAUUUCUGAACAAGAUGAGGAAAAAGAGAAAUAUACUUCCGUCUGUGUUGGCAGAGAAGAGGACAUUAGAAAAUCAGAAAGAAUGACAGCUGUUGUCCAUGACAGAGAAGUAGUCAUUUUCUACCACAAAGGGGAAUAUCAUGCUAUGGACAUUCGUUGCUACCAUUCUGGAGGGCCCUUACACUUGGGAGAAAUUGAGGAUUUCAAUGGGCAGUCAUGUAUAGUUUGCCCCUGGCAUAAAUACAAAAUCACUUUGGCAACAGGAGAAGGAUUAUACCAGUCUAUAAAUCCUAAAGACCCAUCAGCAAAACCCAAGUGGUGCUCCAAAGGAGUAAAGCAAAGGAUUCAUAAUGUGAUGGUGGAUAAUGGCAAUAUUUAUGUGACGCUUUCUAAGGAACCUUUUAAAUGUGACUCUGAUUAUUAUGCCACUGGAAAAUUCAAAGUGAUUCAGAGUUCUUCCUGAUAAAAAAUGUAUAGCAGCAAAAAAAAAAAAAGUGUGUAUGUUUGAAAAUAUUUUAAAGUCAUUUGUUUUAGUACCAAAGAUGGAUUUUUUUUUUCCAACAUAGGUAUAUGUGUCUCGUCAGGGGCUGGAGAGGUGAGCCAUUGGCUAAGAGCUCUCGCUGUUGUUUCAGAGCACCCGAAUCCAGUUCCCAGCACUCAUCAAGUGGCUCAGAGUUCCCUGUGAUCUGUGUGUGACCCUGCUCCAAGGGAACUGGUGUCGUCGUCUGACCUCUGUGGGCACUGCACACACAAGUCAUUUACACAUAAAUAAAAAGAAAAGAUGUUUUAAUGUCUUCAAUUUCAGAAGCUUAAAAGCACAUUACUUUAGUAUGAUUUCAGCCCCCCCACACACACACACACUUAGGUCAACAGACUACAUUCCAUCUUUCUCAGGACUGAUUGGAAUCUGUACCUUAUAGGCUUGAGAUGAUCAGUUUAAGAAGCAUAAAGAUAACUUAGAGUAAACACAGUUGAUAACAGAUAAAGCAGAAAACUUAACAGGAAAAAUAUAAAUGGGGCAAAGACAUGUUUUCCCAAUCACAGCAUGUUUUAUUUUGGAAAGUUUUCAUAAUUCAAACUCACUCAGUUCCCAACAGUCCUCUGUUCUUCUUGCAUUGUUGUGUUCACAAGAUUGCUGAGUUUCUGUAUUUAAUUAUGGUUUUUACAAUUUUAAAGGUAAAAUUUAAACACACUGAGAUCCUUGAAUUUUAAUUUUAUAUUAUACUUUUGCUUAAAAAUGUUUAGCAUGUGUUUUGCAUGUUAAAACUCACCAAAAAUUGAGGCCAAUGUAUAUGUUGAACUUAAAAAUAAAGUUAAAGCUAGUUGUGGUGUUACACACCUCUAAUUCCAGCAUUCUAGGGCAGAGGUAGAAGGAUCUCUAUGAGUUAGAGGCUAACUAGAUCUACACAGUGAGCACUACAGCCAGCACUACAUAGUGAGAGCCUAUCAAGAAGGGGGCUGGGGAGUGCUAUAUGUGAAGAUCCAGUGAAACUUAGGUUGAUCUGUCUUUUAUAAGGGCUGAUUCUUGACGUAAAAAGGCCACACACAGUGACACCCUAGCCAAGACAUUUAUGAAGUCUCCGAGUCAACAAACCAAAGAACUUUACAUACAUGAAACUUUCAAAUCAAAGUUGAAAAGAAUUUUAGAGAACAUUGUGUAUGUGUGUACAGUUUUCUGCUUGUAAACUCUGAGGAACACAAUACUACGUCUCUGCUGUCUACACAUAUAUGGGAAACUGUUGAUGAUUAUGGAUUGAUGUUCUCUUGGUAUACCCUGUUUUAGUACAUCAGUUAGUUGUGGCUAGUGCUGUUCUGGCUGCCUGGGACCCAUAUCAUACUUGUUAUUCAGGAUUUAGAGCAAACCCCUGGGUGUCUGUCAUGCAGAAUUUAGCACUCUAAAAUGUAGGCGUAAAUGGGGCCAGAAAGAAUGUGUAGGUUAUGAAUUCAGCAUGAAGACUGUUAAAAAUACAACCAAAUCUCAAAGCAUAGGAAUUUUCAUAAUGUGGGGUGAAGUAAGUACUUAACAUUUCAAAGGGCUGUUGAUUCAUUGUUAUAAAGAUCAGUGAGAGCCUGGAGAGGUGGCUCAGAGCAGUGCACUGCUCCUUUUGAGAGGACUGUGCUCUGAUUCCCAGCACCCACAUUAGUGCCUCACAUGUGCUUAUACCUUUUGCAGUAUAGUAGUACACUUCCUUUUCUCUGGGGAUAUGGGUUACAUGACAGAAGAUAUUUGUUACUUAUUUCUAAAAAUGCUAAUAAGCUAGGUUUGGGCUUUUUCAACAGUGUUUACACCAGCAGUUAGUUACUCAUGGGAUUCAGAAAAUGUGUUGUCUCAGGGGAGUUCAUGCCACAAAAUUAUUUCUUGAAUGGCCACAAAAUCUUAUCAUGGAUUAGAAUGUAAAGUGCCUCGAAGAAACUAACGUCAUUCCUUUAGGCUAUAUUCCUCUAGAUCCAUGUUCUAGAGAUCUGAUACUGUCUUCUGGCCUGUACAAGCACACAUACAUAUAAAAAGUAAAAUGAAAAAUACUGGUAGCCAUACAUAUAUUGUACAUCAAGAUUCAUUUUAUUUUCUGUGCCAUAUAAAUACAAGAGGAUGAUAAAACUAGGAUCUUGGUUUAUAGAGCCAAGUAUAGCAGCAUUUCUGUCAGGAGCCAGUGGCAGUGAUGACUAAUAUAGACUGGGUUUCCUCUUCUUAAUCUGUGUCUUUAAAUUUGAAAAUAAAAGUGAUCACUUUGCCAGGUUCAAUGGCAUUAGGCCUGUAGUCCUGGCUUCUUAGGGGGCUGAGGAAGAAGGAUCAUUUGACCCAGGAAUUCAGAGUUAGAAUGAGGAUAUAGCCAAACUCUAUUAUUAAAGAACAGCUCCCACCUUAUAACAUCCCGUCCUAACAUACAGAAAUAAUCUCAUCAGAUUUGCAAGUAACAUUUUGUUUUUACAGAUUUACGGUAUCUAUAAAUGUCAAGUCUUCAUAACUUCACAAGUCAGUUAUAAAGUCAUCAGCAGGGAGACUCUGCUCUACAGCCUGCAAGUAGAAAUAUAUUCUUACAAUCUCGGAAAAAGAUGUGUACCAUUUUUUAAAGUUUUUGUCUACCUGUAUGUAUGUGCACCACACUUACCUGGUGUGGGCAGAAGUCAGAAGAGAGUGUUAGAUCCCCAGUGGUGACUGCAGUUAAAAAGUUGUGAGCUACCAUGAGGAUGCUAAGAACCAAAUCUUGGUUCUCUGUAAGAGUAGCAAGUGCUCUUAAUUGUUGGGUCAUCUUUCCAGCACCAAAUGGAAAUCUGGAAAUUUUCUUUCCAGAUGAACAUUAAAAACAUUUCUUAAAUAAAAAUAUAAAUGAAUUAUGAGCACAUCCAUAUUAUAAAUACAAUGUAAGUUCUAACACAACAAAUUUUGAAUCUUAUUAAAAUUAAUGAGUGGUCAGAGCUGGGAAGAUAACUCAGUAGUCAAGAGAUGUUCUGCUCUUCUAGAGGACUUGGUUCAGUUGCCAGCAUCCAUGCUCUAGAGAUCUGAUACUGUCUUCUGGCCUGUACAAGCACAUAUACAUAUAAAAAGUAAAAUGAAAAAUACUGGUAGCCAUACAUAUAUUGUAUAUCAAGAUUCAUUUUAUUUUCUGUGCCAUAUAAAUACAAGAGGAUGAUGUCAUAGUUUUUCCUACUCAGUCCCUUCCUAAAAGAGCAUUCAGCUUAAGUAAACUGGUCUUCUGGUAUGUCUGAUGAAAUUACCUGUGGAUAGAUAAUGAUUGAGCUCUCUAAAGUGGUAUUUGUGUCUGUAUUUCUCAUUCAUUCAAUUCAGCUGAUUGGUCAAACACGGAAUGUAAAACCUGGAUUUUGUUACUCUGCUUGUUGGCAGGAGGCUUGGGUUGAUCUAAAAGGUUUUCUGGCUUCUCUGGCAAUGACCUGUAAGGUUUUGCUUUGAUUUCACCUUCAGAAAACAUGGGCUGUGGGAGCACAGGCUCAGAGAAGGCCUUCCGAAAAUUCUCACUCUCUCUAUUUUGCCUUAUGGAUUCUUCUUCUUGGAAAAUCUUCUUUAUCUUUGCCAGCACAGCAUUAACACAGACUGCCUGUACCAAAAUCCAAAACAAAAUAAAAUGUUGAAAAAUAAUUUCCUUUUACAGUAUUAACAACCACAGACGAAAAGCAAUGUGACUAACAUAGUCAAUCUACAUGUUCUAAUAUAGAAAGCCCUUCCUUUAAGGAAACCCUGACUCAUGGCAAGUGAUAGAUUGAUUCCUUAUCCUAAAUAUGGAAAGGUGUUUAAAUGAAACAUGCAUAAAAAAAAAACUUCAGAGGUGAGAAACACAACAAGUUUAAUCUUUCAACUUACUCUCCAUCACUAAAGACGCCAACGACAGAGACAAGGAGUGAAGGACAGCAUUACUCCACAAAACUAAACGGAACUACAGUAGUUUGCCUUGCAGAAGAACUGCCUCAAGAUGACAUGAGGGCAGUAAACACUCAGGGCUUCCUUUCUCUCCUUCAGAUUUCAAAGCACUUUACUUUUCUUAUGGAACUUUUAUUGUAACAGCAUGUUGCUUAUGUGGUCUUAUGUAGCGGUAUCACAGUGAUAUUCCAUGCACAUGCUGCAUUGCAUCUUCAUCUUGCCUCUUUCCAUCCUCACACCAGUCCUUUGCCCUUCCCUAGUAGUCCCUCUGCUAGCCUAUGUCUUUUAAAAAAUCAUUCAUGUUUUCACACAAUGAAAUAAAACAUACUAUACUUUUCUUUGUGUCUUUUGUAUUCUCCUAAAUGAUCUCAAGUUCCAUUCUUUUAAUUUAUCCCCAAAUGUUAUAAUUUCAUUUCAUAGAUUUCCUUUGCAUUGAUAUAGAUGAUCAUGACAUUUUUGUCUUAAUUCUAUUUAAUACUGUAUUAAAUGUAUUGGUUUACAAAUGUAGAUCCAUUCUAGCAUCCCUGAGAUGAAAUUGACAAUUAUGAUGAUGUUUUUAAUAUAUAUUUCAAUUUGUAAGUAUCUUAUUAAGGAUUUAUUCACCUAAUUAAUUCCAAGAUAAUCAAAUAUUAUCAAAGAUUAUAUUGGCCUAUAGUUUUUGCUCCCCUCCCUUUUCUUCCUUUCUCAUUUUUUAGAUGUGUAAACCAUGUAUUAAUGGUUUAAAAUAAGUUUUGAAAAAUAGUGUUUUGUGUGUUGAUUAAAAGAAUGUGUUUUGCUACUGUUGUAUAGAAUAUUCUGUAGACAUUUAUUAAAUCAUUGACCCUUAGUA